This is a messenger RNA of Lineus longissimus, 2842 nucleotides long. RefSeq names its product cytochrome P450 4F1-like. The transcript is spliced from 2 exons. Gene Ontology annotation, molecular function: heme binding; iron ion binding; monooxygenase activity. The record is from RefSeq and is a predicted model, not a curated record. Bases 746 to 2356 code for a protein of 536 amino acids. NCBI's taxonomy places the organism in Eukaryota, Metazoa, Nemertea, Pilidiophora, Heteronemertea, Lineidae.
AAGAACUUUGUUGAUUGAUGCUUCGGUAUUUAGUUUCGAAAUCUAAGUACGGUAGUACCAGAUAUUGGCGUACUUCCUCUUCACCACCUGACCCGGCAGCUACACUGCCUCCACUGGUUUUCGUAGUAAUGGCAAUUGCAAUUGAAGGAGUAGCCAAGAUUUGCCGUUGACCGUAUCUGCUGCCUCAGGAGUCUACUGUAAGAUUUCCUCAUAAAACAUGAUGAACGUCGCCUAUACGAGUCAUAUGAGCGAAUGUCAUCAAGAGUGCUGGUUUGCUGCUUUCAGUACGAUAUGAUAGAAGUCACAUUGACACAGGCAAUGUAUUAAGAUGAUAUCCAUCAGUUUUGUAGAGACGUUAUUCAGUAGACAGUGGUUUCUUAUUUUGCAAGUGGCAUUUGGGGACGAGUGAGAUCAGAAAAGCGUCGCUCUGACAUAGUUGAUGGUGCUAAUUUCUUCCGUCCAUUCUGCUACCGUCAGAACUUGGUGCCGAGAUCGUUUGACUAUAAGGGACAUUCGAGAAAGAAAACGCGUUUUAGAAAUCUGUGACUGGUAAUAUAAAAGAUGCUGUGGAUUCCUUCGAAGUUUGAUUCGGAUCACUGAUUGGAGGCUUUGCGUUUAAUUCGAAGGAAAUCGUUGACAGAGCAAAAAGGACAUUAGAACGUCGUUGGAAAAGUGGUAACGUGAAGUGAGAACAGUGGACACUGGAACUUCGAAGGAAAGGGAUAUCUUCGAGGAGUAGAGAUCGAUGGCUUUUCAAGGACGUUUUCUGGCUUCUUUCCUGCCUGUGAUUGUAGCGGGGAUAAUCGCCUACUGGUUGAAGCAGACGAACAAACAAAAGAUGGAUUACUUGAGAAUACCAUUCUGGUUGUCCAUUGCUGCCGCCACCUAUUGCCUGUACCGUUUAUUAAAGUGGUACUUCCUCUACAUCCGUCGUCUGACGACCAUGACUUCUGACCUCAACAACCCGCCAAAGCAUUGGCUGUUUGGAAACCUGAUUGACCAUCCUGGUGUCUGCGAGGAGCAACUUCAUUGGCUAUCAGGAUUCGCGGGCAAAUACGGCAACAUGUUUCGUCUGUUUCACGGAUUAGAGCCUCAGCUAUACCUCGCCCAUCCCGUGGUCGCUAAAGAACUUCUCCGUACCAGCGAGCCGAAGCCUCUUGGUAUCCCGGGGUACGCUGCUCUGAUGCCAUGGUUAGGCAUGGGGCUGCUUCUCCAAGGUGGAACCCAAUGGCUGCGAAAUCGCCGACUCCUCACCCCAGCAUUUCAUUUUGAAAUGUUGAAAAACUACCUCAAAGUGUUCAACUCCACAGCAAAGAUGCUUGUUGAACGUUGUGCUGAAGCUUCAAAUAGUGGAGACUCUGUCAACAUGUUUGAAAUAAGUGACCCUUUCACAUUGGAUACGUUGUUACGGUGCGCAUUUUCGUACAACGGUGAUCUCCAAAGACGGGGUUGCAGCCAUCCCGUUUUUCGGCUAACCGCGGAGGCGCUUGAUAUCGCUCUCAAGAGAUGUUUCAACCCAGUCUACUGGCCAGGCAUUGUGUUUUGGUUGUCGCCGCUUGGCAGACGAUACCGUGCGGUCUGCAAAGAAUACAAUGACUUCUCGCGUGGAAUUAUUUUGGACAGAAUGGGUGAAAUGGAAGAGGAGGAAAAUAAUAAAAAAUUGCCGAAACAAAACGAUUUCUUGAGUAUUCUUUUGAAAGCCAAGGACGAAGACGGGAAAGGUUUGAAAAACGAUGAGAUUCUUGCAGAGGUCAAUACGUUCUUGUUCGCCGGCCAUGACACCACCACUAGCGCCCUCUGCUGGACGUUAUACCAACUAGCCCUGGAACCUGAGCACCAAGAACAAUGUCGGAUGGAAAUAAACGAAAUUCUCAGACACCGAGACACCGACGACGUGAUGUGGAAUGACCUCACGAAAUUGAAAUAUGUCACAAUGUGUAUCAAAGAAUCCAUGAGGAUGCAUACAACAGUUCCAAUAAUCUCGCGCUUUGCAAGCAAGGAUCUGGAGGUCGAAGGUCAUGUCAUCCCAAAGGACAUGUUGAUUAAUAUAUUGCUGUUUCGGCUCCACAUGCACCCGGGCGUUUGGGGAGACCCGGAAGUCUACAGACCAGAUAGGUUCCUCCCGGACGAGGUGUCCAAACGCGAUACGUACGCGUUUGUCCCAUUUUCCGCAGGACCAAGGAAUUGCAUCGGACAGAAUUUCGCCCUGAAUGAGUUGCGCGUUGCGGUGUCGCGGAUUGUCAAGAACUUCAAGAUUGGAUUGGACAGGAGUCGACCAAUGAAAAGGAUGCCAAAAGCGGUUAUGAGGACUGAGAAUGGUCUAUGGUUGACGUUUAAAAGCUUAAAAGAAGAAUGAAGUUGAGCCCAAAAGGGCCAAGGACUGUUCCUCAAAAUCCUGGCAGCUAUGUUUUUGACAAGUUGGCAUGAGUCCCGGGUAUCUCCGAUAAUAACGACACGUUGAUCCAUGGUGCAGUGACUUUUGAAAUACAAUGUAUUGGUAUGAAUGCCGCCCGUUGAAAAAUAUAGGUGUCCUUGGUGUUUUGUUAACCCAAAGAAAUUCUUAGGGCAGCAAUAUACUAGUAUUAUGGUGUAUUUUAAAUUUUUCCCUUUGUUUUCUUGUCAUUGGAAGUUGUUUGGCAGAUUUUGCAGGAUGCACAGCGGACACCAUUUAGAGCACUCAACAACCCUCAUACCACUUUAACGAAACACCUCAAAUCACGUUAAAUGAUAGGCUUAAUAUGCAUGUUCUCAAUAUGAAAGUUCUGUAUCGUAUUCGUUUAUCGUACAUGUAUGUUAUAUCCGUGCAAAGCUAUGCCGAUUAAAUGUUUUAAACGUAAAGUAA